This is a messenger RNA of Panicum virgatum (switchgrass), 729 nucleotides long. RefSeq names its product translation initiation factor IF-2-like. The coding region runs from base 1 to 729 and encodes 242 amino acids. The record is from RefSeq and is a predicted model, not a curated record. Lineage: Eukaryota; Viridiplantae; Streptophyta; Magnoliopsida; Poales; Poaceae. The transcript has a single exon.
AUGGCCACCGCGCGCGCCGUCCUGCACGCGCGCCAUGGCCACCUCCACCGUCGCGGCUCGCCCCUGUUCCCCCUCCUUCGCCGCCCCGCCGAGGCCGCGUUCGGCGCGCCUCCGUCCCGCUGUGCGUCCUGCUCAUCGCGCCUCCGCUCCGCCGCCGCAAUGCCUGCCCAAGCCACCGCCGCGAAGCCUGCCUGCCCGGAGCAGGGGAGGAGCCGAGGCGAAGAGGAAGAUGAAGAGCGCGGAGGAGCGUCGCCGCCGGGAGGAGCUGUAAGAGCCGCGCCGGCUUGUGCCUCUUCCCAGUGGAGGGCGGCGCCGUGGGGGAGGAAGUGGAACGACGAGCAAUUCCGCAGCGAGGAGGAAGAGAAUCUGGCCGCGAGCGCCAUGGACCCACGCCGCCUCGCCAUGACCGCCGCGAGCCGCGCCUCCGCCUCGCAUCGCGGACUCACGUCGCGGCGCGGCCCCCGCCCCCCACCUGCAGGUGCAGCUCCCGGCCGCGGCGAAGCCCAAGGAGGAGGAGGUGCUGCCGCCGACUCGCACCGGAGCCCCUACAGCGGAGGAAGGGAGCGGCCGGCCCCGCGGCACGGCUGCCCGGACCGGCCUCGCGUCGCGGCGCGGCGCGGCUGCCCGGAGGAAGUGAUGCGGCCGGCCACCGACGAGGGAGGGAGGGGCAGAGGGCCGGCCACCACGAGGGAGGGAGGGGCGGAGGGCAAUGCGCCGGUGAGGGAGUAG